Molecule: messenger RNA, 2853 nt
Organism: Cylindrotheca closterium
Lineage: Eukaryota; Bacillariophyta; Bacillariophyceae; Bacillariales; Bacillariaceae
Source: the annotation of a GenBank genome assembly
AUGUCGACCAGUCAACAACAGCAACAAAGAGAAGAUGAAGAGCGUCAUGACCUCUUGAAUAGAAGCAUCCAAUCCGACAGUGGUAUCAGUCUUUUGUCCAUCCCAGAAGAUGAAAUGUUCUCUAGCCACCGUCACAGCACCUGCAGCACAGCUUCUCCAAUCCCAAGAAUCGACCGAAGCCAACUACGCAAUCAAAACAAUGGACCUCAAGUGGACCUACUGGACAACAUACCAGUUAUCCUAACCAUGCCACGGAGAAAAAAUGGCAGUGCUGAUCAUGAUAUCGAGACAGCAUCCCGGCAAUCGAAAGCACCAUCGAUACAGGAGCAAAAACUUGGACUGGACGAAGCCUAUUUGAUGUACAGUCGAGCCGAGAGUGCAGCUCUGAUGAUUCAAAAGAGGUUUCGGGCACGUCAUCCCGAAUUUGUAAAAGAUGUGGAAAAUGGCAACAAUAAUGAUGAGUACAUAUUGGAAGAAGAUGACAAGGAGGAAGAACCACCAUCGACACAGUCGGUGCUUACGUAUCUCUUUAUUGCUUGCACCAUGUUCGUGCCAAUACUGAUGGGAUGGAUCAGUAAAUGCAUUAGCAUGUGUAAUAGGACAGCCGGUGAUGGUGUGGAUGCUACGGAUGCUGCGGAUGGCGCAGUUGCUGUGAACAACAUGGCAUCAAACGGAGUCGGGGCGAAUGGUGGAGGAGGCGGCGGUGCUGCUGGAGGAGCCGGUGGUGGAGGAGGCGGCGGCGGUGGACCCAAUCCGGUUCAAGCUAUGGCUGGACAAGCUGCCGGAGCUGCUGGCGCAGGUGCAGCAGCUGGUGCUGCUGCCGCUGCCGGAGCUGCUGCGGGUGCCGCCGGUGCUGCUGCUGGUGCUGCUGCUGGGGCCGCUGGCGCAGCUGCUGGCGCUGUUACUGUAGCUGCUGCGGCUGCUGCUACAGUUGCAGGUGUGAGUCUAGCUGCGGCCGGUACGAAUACCACUCUGAUGGCAACAGUCCCGAUAUUGUCUACCUGUGGCAUUGCCGAGCCGAUGGUACUGCCAGGAAGAGUUACAUUCCUUUUGGAGGGUUUCGAACGCGAAUUUGAUGAUCGCGAGGCUGUUUUGUUGGAAGGUCUUUUGGUAGAAGCCUACAACAACAUUACGUUGGGCCCGGAACGAGACAAUUGCCAAGACAAGUACCUUCGGGAGCUUGCAGAGGCCACAUUGUUCGAACAAUCAUUCUUCCCCAAGACUGAAUUCAACAACUCCUACAUCGAAACCACAUUUGAGACCAUCACAGUGUGCCAAGGAUGUUCAAGCGACAACCCAAUGUUUGGCGAUGCAGAAACGACUCGCCGUCAGUUGCAGGAACAACUCUCUAGCGGUGAAUUCUUUCAGCUCUUUCUCCAGAAGCUACUCCUCGAUGUCAAAGAGAUGUCAGACGAGAAAGAAAUCCAAGAAGGAUUUCUACAAAUGGGACGGGGCUACACCAGUGAUCCUACAUCGGGAGAAGAAACAAUGGUGACCGAGAUCAUUACGAUAUUCAAUGAAGCUGGUGAAGUUGCGGCUCUUACUUUGGCGUUCACAGAGAAUGAAGUAACCACGAUAACAACGGUCAAUGUCCUUCCGGUGGUGACAACGGCACCGUCAAUAACAGUGACUAUCGAACCAACAACAUCAGAACCGACAAUGACUCCUUCCCUUUCGCUUAUGCCGUCCCCAGUCGAUGCUACAAACUUUCCAAGUGGGAUUCCGUCGGUCUUCCCCAGCGAAUUGCCAUCCGAGAACCCCAGUGAAUCUCCCAGUGAUGUUCCCAGCAUAACACCCAGCGAGGCCCCCAGUACGGUACCCAGCCCAAGCCCAAGUGCGACUCCGACGAUCAACUUUUCGGGUCAACCAACGAGAGAGCCGUCCAAGAAUCCAUCCUCUCUGCCUUCUGUUGUACCCAGCGAGUCGCCGAGUAUGGUUCCAAGUGUAGUACCAAGCGACCAGCCAUCAUCCAAUCCCAGUAGUCAGCCAUCAGAUGUCCCCAGCGUCAUACCGAGUGAAUCUCCAUCCAUUGUGCCAAGUAUCCUUCCAAGUGCAGUGCCCAGUGACGUUCCGAGUCAAUUGCCGUCCAUGUCACCCAGUGAUAUACCUAGUUCGAACCCUACCAAUUUCCCGACAAAAAGACCAACUCCGGAACCUUCAAGGAACCCAACACCCAGUCCUUCAAUCAGUGUUCGACCCACACCAUGCAUUUGGCGCGCUGCUGAGAGACGACAAGGAGGUUCCAUUGGAAGCGGGCCCCAGAAUUGCACUGGAAUUGACCGUACCCUCUAUAACGCACCCAUCUACAUCUAUGAUCAGAGCCAAGAGGGAGAUACUGUCAACUUUCGAGUUAAUUGGGAAAUAUUCUCAGACAGUGUCAUGUCUUUGGCAGCCAUGACAUAUGACUCGGCUGCAAACACUAAUACCUGCGACUACCAAACUGGAACAUUCAGUAGCCGCAACUUUCAAGGUGUCUGUACUGGCGGCUCCCUCGAAGUCAUCUUCUACUUUUACAUGUGCGGUGAAGAAGUCAAUGUUGCUCCUAGCAACUACUGUUCUCGACCAUCGAGUAUGAGCAACUAUCGAGAGUGGAGAUACAAUCUGGAUUGUUACGAAGUCUGCGAGACAGAGGCACCUACUUCCGGACCGACAUCAGGCCCUACAGAGUCCAUGAACCCUACUACUUCUCCUUCCGCAAGGCCCUCAAAGUCUCCAACCCCAGCGCCAUCCUCAUCGCCAACCAUCUCAUUCAAACCGAGUCGUUCUCCAUCUCCACCACCAAGUGGUGCUCCGUCUAAAUAUCCCACCAGGUUCCCUACCGAAGCGCCAAUAAGUGGAUCAACAUUGAGGUAG